This is a messenger RNA of Eufriesea mexicana, 462 nucleotides long. Its product is annotated as 39S ribosomal protein L10, mitochondrial. The transcript has 2 exons. Lineage: Eukaryota; Metazoa; Arthropoda; Insecta; Hymenoptera; Apidae. The coding region runs from base 1 to 462 and encodes 153 amino acids. The record is from RefSeq and is a predicted model, not a curated record.
AUGGUCGUGUGCUUGCACGUGAACAGUAUCAAACAGUUGGAUAUGUUUGAUACCGAAGUUGCAUUAUUCAAACAAAAUAUGUAUUAUAAACGUUAUGGGAGUCAAAUCGUGCAACAUGCCAUUAAGGAUUCCCCCUUCGAAGGUCUUGCUCCUUUAGUUAGCAAUUAUACUGCGUUUAUAUUUAGUGCUGAAAUUAAAACAACAGCUUUGGAGAGUAUUCUUAAGAAAAACAAGAAACUACUUGUAAUAGGUGGAGUGUUGGAAGGGCAAGUGAUGAAAUUAGAUGAUUUUAGGAGAUACGGAGAAAUGGAUAUUACGACGGCGCAAUCAUAUUUGGUUCAAACAUUACAGAAUGCAGCAGGCGGGAACCUGAAUCGACAACUCACAUAUCAUCAAUCGAUGCUGCUGACACGACUGAAUCAGAUCGGUACAAUUGAGACAACGUCAGACGAUAAGAAAUAA